This is a messenger RNA of Cetraspora pellucida, 268 nucleotides long. Lineage: Eukaryota; Fungi; Glomeromycota; Glomeromycetes; Diversisporales; Gigasporaceae. The record is from the annotation of a GenBank genome assembly.
UUCUCGUUUUGGCUCAAGUUUUAGUUCUUCACAACCUCUUGAUACUUCAGUAGAUUACUUAAUCAUUGGUGGUGUUGGAUUGGUCGUUGCUGAACGAUUGUCAAAAGAAAAGGAAAAUCUACCCUAUUAUAGUGAGCCAUUCAGAGAUUCUGUGAUAAAGGAAGAAACUGAAUAUGAACUUGAUAGAUUUGUAAAAUUGGUUGGAAUCGAAAGCCCAGGUUUAACUUCUUCCUUGGCUAUUGCUAAAAUGGUUGAUAAUAAUUUUUAA